Molecule: messenger RNA, 2839 nt
Organism: Filobasidium floriforme
Lineage: Eukaryota; Fungi; Basidiomycota; Tremellomycetes; Filobasidiales; Filobasidiaceae
Exons: 3
Coding region: 429-2687 (752 amino acids)
Source: RefSeq, a predicted model, not a curated record
UAUACAUUCUCCACACCCCCCCUCGACUCCUACCUCGCCGUUGGAGACAUAGACGGUCAAAGAGAGAGUGUCAUAGAAACCAACCGUCUCGAAAAAAGCCGGCACAAACCACCUCGGGCGUUGUCCGCUUUCUCGAUCUCGAGAGGAACUUCUUGCUCCACCUACCUUUUUCUUGCAACUCGAUCGAUCUUACGCCCCUGUACACCAACUGGCUGAGGCGAUAAGGAGAGCCACAGAGAGAGAGGGAGAGAUAGAUUGAGAGAGAUAGCCGGUAGUUGGGGAGCAGCCAGAAUCCAGGAUAUCGGCGAAAAAGCUCGAGCCAAAGGACAUUCCCCUCCUGUCGGCGUUCUUGUGAUAUCGAUCGCAUUCCUCUGGAAGGAAUCCGUCAGGUCUCGCCUCAAUUCCGACGGAGAUCUUCUUGCUACGAUAUGUACAACCCCUUCGACCUGGAAUCUACCGACAACAACGACAACCGCAACAACCAUGCCAGCCUGACCGGAGCGCACCUCAACUUUGUACAACACCCCCCUCUCCCUACCUUUCUCCCACACGUCUUUCCUCACCCUCAUCCCGAAUCAUUCACCUCGCAAUCCGGGUCUUCAACCUUUCCGCCGACAAACCACCAGAUCUACCCGUUUUCUCCACCUGCGACAGUCCAUAAAGGGACCGCCGCAAGGGGACGUCGGGGAAGGAUCGUCUCCCGGGACCUGCACUUACAGUCCCAGCCUUACCCAUCCUCCUCGCAGGCUGGAUCUCAACAACAAUCGGGAUCAUGGAACCAGCUUGAUGAUGGACGACAGAACGAUUCGGGAUGGGUCUUGGGGAACGUCGAAGAUGGACAAAGUGGAGAUGUGCCCCGGACGGUCGGGAGACGAAGGGUUGGGAGGGGAAGAGGCAGGGCUGUGGAUUGUAUCACAGGCCUCCCGACCCCGCCGCAUACGAAGGAUAACCGGCUAGACCUCUCUUCCCACCUCAUGCAUCACCAACACCAUCAUCACCCUCCGAUGGGGGCUCUACCCCCGACGCCGGCUUCUACCGUACGGACGAAAAGGAUGGUAGAUUACAGGAACAUUUCGGGGACGAAGUUGGACAUCCCCGAACGGGUAUUGGAAGAGGAGGUCGAGGAGGAUGAACAAGAAGUUCGACUCGGUUCUAUUCAAGCACCGAGCGGGGAGAACGGGUCGGGCGCAUUCUUCUCAGGGAGAACGAGCAGGAUGUUUGCCAGGCAGAUCGGACCGGAUGGGAGUUGGCAAGUCGAACUACCGGGACAUCAGACGGGAUCGGGGUUGGCUGGGAGGAAGAGGAGGAAAGUGUUCGACGGGUCGGUCUGGGUCGUCGGUGGUAGCGAUGCCAACCAGAAUGAGAGCGCUAGCCACACUUUGGACGAGGAGGACGAUGGGUUGGCAGAUACGGACAGAGAAGGGACCCCUGAAGGAAAGGCCGGGAGCUUGCGAUCGAGCGUCCUGCUCAGUGCGGCGCCGAUCCCGGGAAUGAGAAAGGGAAACAGUUUCUUGCAACAGCUCGAGGCUGUGGCUGCCGAGAAGAAGCGAGAGGAAGAGGUGCAUCAACAGCAGCAGCAUCAGCAGCAGCGGGAGCGACAGCCCAAGAUGGGCGUGAACCCUUUCUCAGCGAGAAAGACGGGGAUAUCUUUGUUCGGAGGGGAUGCGGGGAGGAACCCGUUUGAUGAUGAUGAUGAGGCUACUGUGCCAGUGAUCAAACGACCGACGGGGAUGAAAGGUCGUUUGUUGUCCUUUGGCGAGUCUCGGCUACAAUCGAGUGACGAGGAGGAUAGCGAUCACGAGGAUCGCCAAAAUAUGGGUCGACGGCUACCCAGCCCGGCGGGGAUGAUCAACUUCAAGAGCACCAAGCCGUCCCUAUCUCGAUCGGGCUCGGCCGUUCUGGACGUCCCGGAGUUUGCAUUGAAACCGCCUGCAGGGUUAGGAAACCCGUUCGACGACCUGACGCCGGUGACGAGUCGUCAACCCGAGGCUGGACCGAGUUCGCCCAUCUCGACGUUGAUGGCGGGAGGACCGAGGGGGAAGAAGACGUGGACACGACCGGUCAGCGGUGGAGAGGACGACCCGUUUGCGGAAAAACCAGGCGACCUCGAGAGGAUGUUGGAGAGGCAGAGACAAUUCGUGAGGCGGCCAGAGAGACCGGUCAUGGAGUUCACAUUCCGUGGUCACAAGACGUCUGCUCCCAACCCGUUGUAUGGUCUCGACGAGACCCCGUUCAUGGCUCGCUUACCACCUUCACAUCCGGAAUUCUCCCCGGCGCCCAUUCCUCGACCCAAGUUUCUGCUCGACAAAUUCAUGGCCCAGGCCGAGAGGGCAAAGAGGGGAUCGUCGGCCGGUUCGUCCUCAGACGAGACGCCCAGUCCGCCUUUGGGAGCCAUGUCGAUCACGCCAGAUGGGUUUGUCGCACAUGGUGCAAGCUCGACGAGCAAAAGAGACACUCAAUCGAUACUCGGGAAACGAUCGAGAAGUGACCAGGAACGUGAUGAGGAGGAACAAUCGACGAGACCGCGGAGCGUGAGCGAGCAAGUGGGUGUUUCGCCGGGUCCUCGAACCCCGGCGAGGAAGAGAAUCAGGUCGAGCAUGCAUCCGGUGGGAAUCGUCGAGGAACAUCGAGGGUCGAACACGACGCCUCGGUCGACGGUGAGGAAGACGGGUCUGCAUAGGUUGUAAAAAGAAGACAAAAAAGGGCCUUGGCUUCGAUAUUCUUGCUGUUACUUUACGAUCAGAAAUAGUGUAGCGUAGCUUUCGACUUUCUACGAACGUGUUUUCGUCUUGUAUGGUCGUGUCUAACUUGUCAAACAAUCCAUACGAAUAUCAUACCA